AUGGGUAAUACAACGCAACACAGUGCGCCAUCAUCACCUUCUGGUAUGUCAGUAAAUCGACAAAAUUCUACAGCGAAACAAGUUCAUAUAAGUACGAAUCAUGCUGAUGGAUUUUAUUUUACUGGCGAACGUUUAACUGGUACAGUUAAAAUUCCGACAUCAUUUUUGCAUAGUCAUUUACAAAAUAAAAAUAAUUCAACAUCAACAGAAUUAUUUAAUAAACGCUCAUUACGUAAUCCUAUUAUUAUUGAGCUUGUUGGCGAUGCGACUUAUUCAGCUGAAAUUGAUGUUGCUGCUGAUAGUGAUGGUCAUGUGACGCAUAAAAUUAAUCUAUGUCGGCAAUGUUCAAUUGUUACUAUGCAUCAAAAUAAAACCGAACUCCAAACAAUAGAAAGUUCAACUUCAUCAUCAGAUACGAAAUCAAGACCGACAAAUCCAUCAUCUGUACUCAACGGCACAUUUCAUUUGCAUAUUCCGGAUGGUCUUCCACCAUCAUUAUCAAAUAAUCGCACUCCAUCAGUUGUUUAUACAUUAGACUUAAGUUUAUCAUCGAGUCGCUAUCGCUAUCAAAUACCAAUAACACUUAGUACACGCGGUUAUAUAUCUCAUCCAAUGACUGACAUUAAAUUAAGCGAUACUGCUGUUAACAAAAAUGAUAUUUGUUUACGAGCUUAUUCGCCACGGAAUUAUUGUCGACCUGGCGAACAGAUUUCAGUACAAAUAAAUUAUUCGAAUCCUCAGCAACGUUCUAUUCGUUCAAUAACAGUUCAACUUGUACAAUUCUAUCGUAUACAUAGCGAUCAAAAUUAUUCACUUCUAGAUGGAAAAGAAUGGACAUUUGAUAUCGCUACAGUUUUACCAUCAACGCAAUGGUCUGGCGAAGCACACUUACAAUUACCUAAUCAACCAUUGCAAGCAUCCUAUCCAGCGAGUUCUGUUGGUACAACACGAGCGAUUGAAUGCGAAUUGCACUAUCGAAUCUUAAUUGAUCUCAAUGAAAAGAAAGGCGAUGAUAUUAAUCUCAUACUAGCACCAAUUCAUGUAACAUACCAAAAAUAA
Rotaria socialis is the source of this 1059-nucleotide messenger RNA. Lineage: Eukaryota; Metazoa; Rotifera; Eurotatoria; Philodinida; Philodinidae. The record is from the annotation of a GenBank genome assembly.